CUAAAUACCAACCCUCAUCGGUCAUGAGAGAGAGAGAGAGAGAGGGAGAGAUGGGUUCAGAGGCUAGGAUGAUAGAUGAAUUGAAGGCUGAGAUGCCCCUCGAGCACGAUGAUGACUUGGUGCUGUUGAAUGAAGUUGAAUAUGGGAGGAAGCUUGGUCUUGUGUUUGUUGAUAUCCUUAAUGGCUUCUGCACUGCUGGAGCUGGCAACCUUGCUCCCACAGCGCCUAAUACACAAAUAUCGACGAUGUUAGGGGAAGCCGAAAAAUUUGCCAAAGUGUUUUGUGAGAGGAAAUGGCCUGUAAUGGUAUUCCUCGAUUCUCACCAUCCCAAUAAACCUGAGCAUCCUUAUCCUCCUCACUGCAUAAUAGGUUCAGGUGAAGAAGAUCUUGUUCCAGCUCUUCGCUGGUUGGAGAAUGACCCAAAUGUUACAAUCAGGCGCAAAGAUUGUAUGGAUGGAUUCAUUGGUUCAAUAGAGAAGGAUGGAACUAAUAAAUUUGCUGAUUGGAUCAAGACUAAUGAGAUCAAAGUGCUCUUGGUGAUAGGAAUAUGCACAGAUAUCUGUGUGUUAGAUUUUGUAUGCUCCACGCUCUCAGCUAGAAAUAUCGGUCUCGUACCACCUUUAGAAGAUGUCGUUGUGUAUUCAAAAGGGUGUGCCACUUUCAACUUUCCAGUUGAUGUUGCUCGAAACAUUAAAGGAUCAUUAGCUCAUCCUCAGGAGAUGAUGCAUCACAUAGGCCUUUGUAUGGCGAAAUCAAGGGGAGCUAAAAUAGUGCAGAAUGUAUCCCUAGGAUCAUUGCCGUAGAAGUAUCAACUGGAGAACAAGAGGACAGAAUGCAAAGCUAUAACGUUCAGAAUGCUCGCCUAUAGUGUAAAUUUAUGGUAUUAUGUAAUUGGAAUGCUAUCGAUAAAUAAUCUCCAUUUAAGAGUAGAAACUGUCUUUAAAGCAUGCAAGCUUGAGCUUUUGAGAAAUUUGUAAGAUAUAGGAUAUCACAUGUCAGUAUGGUAAGUAUGGCUUGUAGCAUAUGUUACCUUAUGUUUGCUUCU
Messenger RNA from Asparagus officinalis (garden asparagus), 1045 nucleotides. Its product is annotated as nicotinamidase 1-like. Gene Ontology annotation, biological process: pyridine nucleotide salvage. The transcript has 5 exons. NCBI's taxonomy places the organism in Eukaryota, Viridiplantae, Streptophyta, Magnoliopsida, Asparagales, Asparagaceae. Bases 24 to 803 code for a protein of 259 amino acids. The record is from RefSeq and is a predicted model, not a curated record. Gene Ontology annotation, molecular function: nicotinamidase activity.